AUGAACUACAUAAGUGUGGAAGUCGAUUCUGUACCUAUCGACGCGAUAGCCUGUCCUACGAACUCAUGCCAGCAAAUCCGUCUCUAUCUCCUUCCUGCACAGGGACCGGUCCCCUCAGCUGAGGAAGUUCACCCCGAGAAAGUGGAGACCACCAGGCGUGCCUCGCCGGCACUGUACCAUCCCCAGCCACGUUUCCCUAUCAGCGCAGCGGGCGCUACCGUCGCGGGUCAUCACCGGCACCGGUCCGGAGGGGCGCGCCUUGGCACGGAAGACUUGGGUGCGGCCCCCGACGCGCUAUAG
Puccinia triticina is the source of this 300-nucleotide messenger RNA. RefSeq lists its product as uncharacterized. The transcript has 2 exons. Bases 1 to 300 code for a protein of 99 amino acids. The record is from RefSeq and is a predicted model, not a curated record. Lineage: Eukaryota; Fungi; Basidiomycota; Pucciniomycetes; Pucciniales; Pucciniaceae.